AUGCGUAAGUUGUGUCCACUCAUGGGACCGAAGAUGUCGGCGUUUUGCAUGGUCAUGUCUGUGUGGGGUGUCAUAUUCCUAGGUUUAUUGGGUGUAUUCUUCUAUAUACAAGCUGUAACGCUUUUCCCUGAUCUUCAUUUUGCUGAGGAAUCCAAAGAGGGCGGACAUGGUGGACCGACUGUUGAAGAUAUUGAGAGUAAAUAUAGCGAAAAAGCAAUGCAGUGCUGGAUAGCCGCUGGAAUGUAUGGUGUCACACUGAUUCUUGUUCUAUGGCAGAACAAGUACAAUACAGCCACUGUAUUCUGA
Haemonchus placei is the source of this 306-nucleotide messenger RNA. NCBI's taxonomy places the organism in Eukaryota, Metazoa, Nematoda, Chromadorea, Rhabditida, Trichostrongylidae. The record is from the annotation of a GenBank genome assembly.